Molecule: messenger RNA, 590 nt
Organism: Penicilliopsis zonata CBS 506.65
Lineage: Eukaryota; Fungi; Ascomycota; Eurotiomycetes; Eurotiales; Aspergillaceae
Exons: 3
Coding region: 1-555 (184 amino acids)
Biological process (GO): protein folding
Cellular component (GO): cytoplasm
Source: RefSeq, a predicted model, not a curated record
AUGUCCGAAGCGGAAGAGAAAGAACGCCUCGCACGCGAAGACGCCGAACAGGCCCAGCUGCCCUACAAAUGGACGCAAACCAUCCGUGAUCUGGACGUGACGAUCCCCGUCGCGGGGAACCUGAGGGGAAGAGAUCUGGACGUCACCCUCACCAAAACCAAAAUCAAGGUUGCCGUGAAGGGACAGCCUGCAAUCAUCGAGGGCGACUUCCCCCACGCAAUCCACGUCGACGAGUCGAGCUGGACCCUCGAAACAACCACCAACCCCCCGGGUAAAGAAGUGAGCGUACACCUGGACAAAGUCAAUCAGAUGGAAUGGUGGGCGCAUGUGGUGACCACCGCGCCGAAGCGGGAUGUGUCGAAGAUGACGCCCGAGAACUCGAGUCUGGGCGAUCUCGACGGCGAGACGAGGGCAAUGGUCGAGAAGAUGAUGUAUGAUCAGCGGCAGAAGGAGAUGGGGGCCCCCACGAGCGAUGAGCAGAAGAAGUUGGACAUUCUCAAGAAGUUUCAAAAGGAUCAUCCUGAGAUGGACUUUUCGAAUGCGAAGAUCGGGUAGUCGGAAAUAAUAAAGCCAUAAAAUUCCAUCUUCUC